UAAAAAAUGGCCGCUCGCUAGAAGAUUUUUUUUUGUAACAAAAUCGAAGCAAAACGGGUGUCAAGAAAUAGCAUAAACAGAGAAAUAGCUGUAGUCAGUCCAGAGGCCAUAGAAAAUGAUGGCACAGAUGACAGGCGACAAAUCGGAGGCCAAGGAGCCCUCCAAAUCCGAGGAUGCUGGGCCAAGCGCACGCGUCAAGGAAGAAUCACAGACCAACAUCGAAGCGGUGGAGGAGGUGGAGGCAGAAAAAAAAGCGGGCUCGGAUCUGGGAAAAGUUACAGACCAGCUCGAUGCAAACGGCCGCCUGAAGGAGGAGGAGGCAGCUCUGGACGAAAUGAGUUCAUUGGAGCUGGAAAUUGCCGAAAUGCACAACAUACACCCCGCCGAUCAAAUGGAAAAUGCAGUCGAGAUUGCCUCUGACAGCAGUAGUGCGGAAAAUGGCAGCCCCGUUGCAGGGGGCGCGGACGAUUCCGCCCAAUUGGGUGGCAAGGGGACAACACUGCUGGACAAGCGACAGGACAAGGCCAGAAAGGGGGAGACUAGCGAACAGGCUCUGGAGGAAGUGGAUCUGAUUGCCCUGCUAAAAGGCACGGAUACCAAUGAGGAAAAGUCGGCCAUGGAGAAGACACUUUCCGAAUUGGAUAACGUGGAUGUGGAAGUGACCAUCGUGGGCGAGGGGCAAUAUCCAACCUUGGAAGUCGACGAUGACGAAGACAGUGUGCCGGCAGCUACCGACGCAAAGACCUUCAAGUCGACCUUGUCCGCCAAAUUGCUCAGUAAACCCUCCUCCUCCGCCUCCUCGUCGUCCUCUCUGUACAAAACCAAGCUCUCGCCCGAGCAGGCACGCGCCGUGGCCCUGGAGCAAAUAGCCGAUCUAAAGGCACACAAAUCGCGACGCAAAGAGCUUGUGGCAAGUGUGCCGACUGUGGUCAAGCCCAAGGACAUUGUGAGCACACUCAACGACGACUGGACCGACUGUGACUCCGACAGCGAAGCUCCAACUGUCGCUCCGGCUCCGGUCGUGGCCAAAAAGGUGACUGCGCCCCAGCUGAAGUCCAUCAAGGUGGCGGCAAACAACAAGCACCUGAUUCCCAAUCAGCUUAAAGUAAUCCUGAAGCCUGUAAGCCCCCGGACUGUAGCUGCCUCAACGAAACCCGUGCAGCGGGCCAAGGCUACAACACCCACAGAGCGUGUCGCCAGCGAGGCGCCUGCAGGGGUCAAACGCAAUCGUGUGCCGAAGAUAAUCUGGGAUCCGGAUGUGCCAGAGACGCAGAAAUCGUUUGCCCAGUAUGCCAGCUCCAAAGGAACAGCGACACCGCCACUGCCACCACCAGCAGCGGCUGGCGCUGGCCCAUCAGCAUCAUCCAAGACUGCAAAACCGAGCGCCAGCAAUGCGGCGGCUAGGAGUGUGCUCAAGAAGGAGGCGCGUCCAACAGCAGUGGCAAUGAUGCGAGCGGCAACGCCAGAGGUUCGAGCACCCGCCAAGCGUCGCUCCCAAACGCCAAGCGCAGCAAUGAUGCGUGCAGCAACGCCAGAGGUGAGGGCACCCGCCAAGCGUCGCUCACAAACGCCUAACGCAGGCCUGGCCAAUGGCGGAGCUCAGAAAAAGAAGAAGGUUAGCGAGAUUGAUCGCCUGAUGGGGGAUGAGGGUGCGGCCAACAUGAUCCAGGCCGUGGAGCACGAGCAGCGUGAGCUGAGUGCCGGUGAAACGUCCAAUAAGCCGCGUAUGCGCAACCGGGCCAUGACGGUAACCGGAAGGCCCGUCCAGCCUGCAUCGCCGAAGAAGGAGACACCCACUCCUAGUGCACCAAAGACCAGCAAACGCGCCGCAGCUGGUGCCGCCGAUGCCGCCACAACACCCGCCACUAAGACCAAGCCACUGGCCUCCGACUCGUGGGACUACGUCUACAAGGGACGCGUCGAUGAAGAGUCCAUGAUUAUGCGACGGCGUUCGAACAGCUCGUACUCGAGCAAUGCGUCCGUGAGUCGUCUCUCGCUGGACAACAAAACGGGGGCCGUGCUCUCGGACGAUGCGGCCGAGGCGAAUGAUCCCACGUUUAAGUUCCUGAAACCAGAGACAAAGGCGAACCAAAGAACUUCCACAGGCGGCGAGGAGGCGCACACCCUCACCAACGACAUGAAGCGCAGUAGUGCCAGUGCCCCCCAGCCCAAGGAGGCAAAGACAACCACCGAACCGGUUGUCCUGCACAAGCUGGACAAGGUGGCGCAUCUGGUGAUCAAUGUGCACCGCGGCAAGGCCGGCCACAUCUACACCAGCCAGCUGCUGCAGAAGCUCAACGAGCAGCUCGUCGGCGUGGCCAAGAACUCACAGUACAACACAGUGCUGCUGACCGUGCAGGGAGCACACUACUGCCAGGGCAUCGAUUGCCAGGAGCUGGUGGUGGGCUCCGUUGAGAAGCGCAAGAACAGUGCCAGUCAGCUAAUGCUGGCCCUCAAAACAUAUCUACGUACACUGGCUACAUUCCCAAAGCCUCUGGUGGCCGGCAUUGUUGGCAAUUUAAAGAAUCUGGGCGUCAUGCAAUUGCCGCUACUCGACUAUGUGGUGGCCGCUGAUGAUUGCUGCUUUGAGACCAACUAUGCCAAGCUUGGACAGCUGCCCGAGGGCUAUGCAGUCUUCCACAACCACCCAAAGGUGUCCAGUCAAGUGCACUCGCGUUUGUUUCUGCUGGGCGAACGCUUGAAUGCCGCAGAACUUUUGGGGCCACAGAGUUUCGUGGACAAGACUUGCCGGGCACGCAGCGUUGGGGAGGAAGCGCUGGCCGUAGCCAAAUUAAUAUCCACAACAACGGCGGAGUCCUAUCGCGCUCUGAAGAAGCUUAACCACUCGGCCAUCAAUUCGGCAAAUCUGCCGCGCCUCGACGAAGAGCUCAAGUCCAUAGCGGAGCAAUGGGCAACCGGCAGUGUGCAGGGGAAUUUGAAACGAUACCUGAGUGACGUUAAUUUGUAAGGCUACCAAAAUGCUCUGGUAGCCCCCACACAUUCGAGAAUAAUCAAUUAAAGUCCACCUUUUAUAGUUGAUCUAAAUUCGGAUAGUAAUUUUAAAUUUUGAAAUCCACCUUCAAAUAAGUAUAUAAAAAUACUGUACAAAAACAUAACAUAAAGAGAGAAUAUCUUAAAUAAAUGUGUCACCUAUCAUAAGAGUAA
Molecule: messenger RNA, 3165 nt
Organism: Drosophila obscura
Lineage: Eukaryota; Metazoa; Arthropoda; Insecta; Diptera; Drosophilidae
Gene: HIPP1
Exons: 6
Coding region: 116-2968 (950 amino acids)
Source: RefSeq, a predicted model, not a curated record